CUGCUCAAUUCUUUAUACUAUAUCUGGUAUCUAGUCUUCUAUUGUUUUACAUUAAUGCCAAGCUGUGUCAAAGCUAGCACAAAGAUGAAAGCCAAAUUAUAAUUAAUACAGCACACCCCACCAAUCUUCCUCCUCAUUCAUCAAUCUCUCUGUACAGAUUUCAAAUCUAACAUUCUCUUCCUUCCCUCUUCUUCUUGCAUUUCCCUUCUCCCUACAGAGAUUGAAGAACAGCUCGGAAUGGCCCUUUGGCCAUUCACAUCUACUCUCUUCCUUUGCCUUAUCGCAUCCAUGGCCUCGCUUUCUGAUUCCAAAGCCUUCUCCUUUGAGGAGAACUUUGUCAUUACCGGAGCAAAAGAGAACUUCAAAGCCUCACCUGAUGGUCAAGUAUGGCACCUCUAUCUUGAUCAGCAGAAAGGAUGCGGAUUUCAGACGAAACAGAGAUACAGAUUCGGUUGGUUCAGCAUGAAGCUGAAGCUGGUGGGAGGAGAUUCAGCUGGAGUAGUGACUGCUUAUUAUAUGUGUUCGGAUUUGGACGCUGGGUUGAAGCGAGAUGAGGUUGAUUUUGAGUUUCUCGGGAAUAGGAGUGGGGAGCCAUAUACAGUUCAAACUAAUGUGUAUAUGGGAGGAGUUGGGGGGAGGGAGAUGAGGCACAUGCUUUGGUUUGAUCCUACAACUGAUUUCCACACUUAUUCGAUUCUUUGGAACUUUCAUCGUAUUGUCUUCUUCGUGGACAGAGUAGCCAUAAGAGUCUACAGUAACAACGGGAAGCCGAACGGCUUCUUCCCCCACGAGAAGCCGAUGUACAUAUUCUCAAGCAUAUGGAACGCCGACGAUUGGGCGACCAGAGGAGGGCUGGAGAAGACGAACUGGAAGAACUCUCCAUUCGUCUCAACAUACAAAGAGUUCGGCUUGGAUGGCUGCCAGUGGGAGGACCCUUACCCGCCCUGCGUUUCGACCACCGCGAAGCACUGGUGGGAUCAGUACGAGGCUUGGAUGCUUGAUGACGACCAGCUGGAGGACUUCGUAUGGGUGGGGAGGAACCUUGUUAUCUAUGAUUACUGUAAGGAUGCCGAGAGGUACCCUGUGUUGCCGGAGGAAUGUAGUUUGUAGAGUCUAUUAUUGCUUCUGUUUGUUAGGAGGGAUGAAGGUUUGGGAUGGAGGGGAUGGUCGUUGUAUUUGUGGGAUGAUUUACAUACAUAUAUACCACGCAAUUCCAAUGCAGUUACAACUAGAUCUAAUACAUAAACUCCCAACUUCUGCAUAUAUAUCAACCCUUUAGCUAUAUGUAUGAAAAUUUAUAUUUCAUUUUGCAAGAGUUUUGGGUGAUAUACAUGUAGAAAACAAAGUUUAGAUAUUAGAUGUGUAAAAUAAAUGAGAAUUUGGUGUUUACAU
This is a messenger RNA of Phalaenopsis equestris, 1392 nucleotides long. RefSeq names its product probable xyloglucan endotransglucosylase/hydrolase protein 8. Gene Ontology annotation, cellular component: apoplast; cell wall. NCBI's taxonomy places the organism in Eukaryota, Viridiplantae, Streptophyta, Magnoliopsida, Asparagales, Orchidaceae. Gene Ontology annotation, biological process: xyloglucan metabolic process; cell wall biogenesis. The transcript has 4 exons. The coding region runs from base 238 to 1110 and encodes 290 amino acids. The record is from RefSeq and is a predicted model, not a curated record. Gene Ontology annotation, molecular function: xyloglucan:xyloglucosyl transferase activity; hydrolase activity, hydrolyzing O-glycosyl compounds.